AUGGUAUUUCCCCCUCAGGCAACUCCAGAAUAUCUUAAAGUAACCAAAAAGGCUUUUGAAGUGUGGAGUAACAGUUCAAAGUUUAAAUUUGAAUUAAUACACAAAAUACGGCCUUAUGCUCCCGAUAUAUCUAUUACAGUUGUACGGGGAAAGCACUAUUUUCGAGCAAAAUGCCAAGGUAGAGGUGAGUGCUCCAGUACAUUUGAUGGGCCCGGAAAGGUGUUGGCACAUGCUUAUUUCCCAAAAGGCAACAGUUGUAUAGAGCUUCAUAUUGAUGCUGAUGAGAAGUGGGAUUUAAGUUUAGAUGGAUCAAGUUCAGAAGAUCAGACUAGCCUACUUAUGGUAUUAAUUCAUGAAAUUGGGUAUAUUUUAGGAAUUGCUCACAGUGAUAUUGAGACAGCAAUAAUGUAUCCAUAG
Molecule: messenger RNA, 417 nt
Organism: Diorhabda sublineata
Lineage: Eukaryota; Metazoa; Arthropoda; Insecta; Coleoptera; Chrysomelidae
Product: matrix metalloproteinase-16-like
Exons: 1
Coding region: 1-417 (138 amino acids)
Biological process (GO): collagen catabolic process; extracellular matrix organization; proteolysis
Cellular component (GO): extracellular matrix
Molecular function (GO): zinc ion binding; metalloendopeptidase activity
Source: RefSeq, a predicted model, not a curated record